Brenthis ino (lesser marbled fritillary) is the source of this 867-nucleotide messenger RNA. NCBI's taxonomy places the organism in Eukaryota, Metazoa, Arthropoda, Insecta, Lepidoptera, Nymphalidae. The record is from the annotation of a GenBank genome assembly.
AUGUUCUCCUUAUGUCGGCGCUACAAAGAUGAACACGAGCAUGGCGGGACCCAGAUCAAAGGCGGCUAUAUGCUACGGUACAAACGGAAGUACUUAUGGAGUACGUGGUCGGAGGAGUGGGUGGUGCUCUACGAUGACUCUACCAUGGCCUGGUUUAAGGACGCUUCAGGGAAAUGCAUGGCAACUCAAAAGCACUUAGUGAAGGAAUGUCCAGAAAUGCUGGCUAUAUCAACUUGGACAGGGCAAGUGCCUCGACGACCACCGCUGCCGCCCGGAGCACGAGUGUCUCAACUAAUGGUCCUUGGAUCGCGGAGGAACCCUGGCCAUGUGGUCUGGAUGCUUGCGAAAUCCGACUCGGAAAUGAAGGAAUGGAUGUCUGCGAUUACAAAAACUCUGCCACCGCCCCCGCAUAUCGAGCUCGUGAUGUCGAUGCCGUACCUACGAACCGCCUUCAAAAGACCAACAGUACGAGUUAGACCAUCAACAUCUUCAGAAAUGUAUGCACGGUCUUCGCGAAACGCUGUAGGAGCGCUGGACGGCCGUGGACUGGUUGCUGUGAUCAAGAGACAAGUGCCCCUGGCAGGGCAGCUCGAUCAUGAGCUCGCUUGGGGCCAGGGCUGGGGAUGGGUCACAUUACCGAAUGGAGUUUGGAGUGGACGUCUCACCUGGUCCCAAGAAGGUGACGACUUCGCUCUUCACGCGAUGCCGAUCAUGCACCACACCAAUGUCUCCCAAGCGUGCUCUGUGCUGGACGGCGUCACAGCGUACGAAGCAUCCGCCUAUGAACAGGCUCUCGCAGAAUAUGACGACACUGCCACUACAUCUGACGACUGGGACUUCGGAGUUGAUUGUGGAGAUUUUAUGAUG